Molecule: messenger RNA, 654 nt
Organism: Penicillium nucicola
Lineage: Eukaryota; Fungi; Ascomycota; Eurotiomycetes; Eurotiales; Aspergillaceae
Product: Tim17/Tim22/Tim23/Pmp24 family protein
Exons: 6
Coding region: 1-654 (217 amino acids)
Cellular component (GO): peroxisomal membrane
Source: RefSeq, a predicted model, not a curated record
AUGGAUACACUGCUGUCCCAACUGGAGGCGCUUAUCCUCAAACCCGAACUCGCGCCGCUACUGUCCCUUGUCAAGGGUGCUCGCAAUGGAAUUGUCUACGGAUCGAAAGUGCGGUUUCCGCAUGCGCUGGUGAUGAUAUUCCUGUUCAGGUCUGGAACCAUACGGGAAAAAACCAAGCUUGUUCUCAAAGCUACUCGCCAGCAUGCGCGCAACCUCGCCACAUUUGCUAUCAUUUACAAGGCUUCUAUGGUCCUUCUCCGGAAUAUCAACCCUGGUGGUGCUGGGAAGGAGGGCCGGUAUGAUAGUUUCUUUGCAGGCCUGCUGGGCGGGUAUGCAGUAUUUGGACGACAGCCGGGCAGUAUUAGCCAGCAGAUUGUCAUCUAUGUUUUCGCUCGUGUGAUGCUUUCUCUCGCCAAACUCGCCAUCCAACCUAAUAUGCAUCCUCUCUCCUCCCUCAUCACACCAGAGGCACGUACUAAGAUUACGGAUAAUGCCUGGCCUGUUUUCGCCAGUAUGACCUGGGCCUUUGUCAUGUACAUUUUCCGCUGGUACCCGGAGACAUUGGCUUCCAGCUUGCGGAGUAGCAUGGUAUACAUCUACGCCGACUCUGACCAUUGGGAUUCCCUCCGGACGCUAUUCAUACACAACAAAUAA